AUGAUCGCUAAUGGGUGCGCGCAACAGCCUGGACCACUGAGCAAAUCUGCAGAGGUCUGCAUCGGUGGCGUCUCAACGCGGCUGAUCGCCACGGCAUACGCCAACCGGAUUUUUGUCGUGGUGUCUCAGCGAGAGAACCUCGGCACGCUCAUCUCGGCGACGCGAGAGAGCGCGACGGGCCUGGCGAGUGGACCUGGUUGCUACAGCACGCGCGUCCUGCUUGGACGGCGGGACGACGAGGCACUCGAGGUGUACGCGCGUACCUUGGUCGAGCUCAUCAACAAGAGCAGGCCAGCGGACAUAGAAUUCCACAACAAGCGGGAGACGAGAGAUCACACACGCUACAGCCGUAGUCAGCCGUACUCCGCUGUAUUCAUCGUCCUCGCACCCCUCGCAUUCACGCGGCCAGCGGAUCUCCUGCUCGCCCUCAACCUGCUCGACAGCUCUCGCGCAACCUUUCACGAGGUGAUGCGCGCGCUCGACGCGAUCAAGGUCUGGUGA
Molecule: messenger RNA, 501 nt
Organism: Emiliania huxleyi CCMP1516
Lineage: Eukaryota; Haptophyta; Isochrysidales; Noelaerhabdaceae
Exons: 3
Coding region: 1-501 (166 amino acids)
Biological process (GO): proteasome assembly
Source: RefSeq, a predicted model, not a curated record